This is a messenger RNA of Trematosphaeria pertusa, 1259 nucleotides long. RefSeq names its product ATPase, V1/A1 complex, subunit E. Gene Ontology annotation, molecular function: proton-transporting ATPase activity, rotational mechanism. The record is from RefSeq and is a predicted model, not a curated record. Gene Ontology annotation, biological process: proton transmembrane transport. NCBI's taxonomy places the organism in Eukaryota, Fungi, Ascomycota, Dothideomycetes, Pleosporales, Trematosphaeriaceae. Gene Ontology annotation, cellular component: proton-transporting two-sector ATPase complex, catalytic domain. Bases 234 to 926 code for a protein of 230 amino acids. The transcript has 3 exons.
CAAGGAGAAAUAUUGAAUGCCGUCGAAGUUCACUGGAGGUCGAUUUCGGGCACUGCGUCGGUUCCCGCUAAGGUGGAAUCGCUGCGCCCGGGCUUGCUUUUGCGCUAUCGCCAAAUCGGUGCUCUAAGCAACCUCACUCACCAAGCUCCCAGCUCCCACCGCUGGCCCUCCACCACCCGCACCACGGCACAAAGUUUCAGCAGAUUAGACGAGCUCUCCGCGAAACCGCCAUCAUGUCGCAAAUUCAUUCCCUGUCCGACGACCAGGUCGCCGGCGAGCUGAAGAAGAUGACCGCCUUCAUCAAGCAGGAGGCUGAUGAGAAGGCCAACGAGAUACGAAUCAAGGCCGAGGAGGAAUUCGCAAUCGAGAAGUCGAAGCUCGUGCGCCAAGAAACCUCCGCCAUCGACUCGUCCUACGAGAAGAAAUUCAAACAGGCCAGCAUGUCGCAGCAGAUUACACGCUCCACCGUUGCGAACAAGUCACGAUUACGCAUCCUCUCCGCCCGCCAGGAGCUGCUGGAUCGGCUGUUCGAGGACGCAAGCAAUAAGCUGGCCGAGGUGUCGAAAGACAAGGGUAGAUACCAGGGCAUUCUGAAGAACCUGAUACUGGAGGGCGCAUAUGCCUUGGCCGAGGAUAAACUGCAGGUCAAGGCGAGGAAGGCGGACUACGAUAUCGUGAAGAAGGCCAUCGACGAGGCGCAGUCGGAGUAUAAGAGCAACGUCGGGAAGGAGACCUCUAUCACCAUCGACGAGCGUGAUCCACUACCAGAGGGGUCAUCCGGCGGCGUCAUCAUAGCUGGUACCGGCGGCAAGAUUGACAUCAACAACACCUUCGAAGAACGUUUGAAGCUCCUCGAGUCAGAUGCCUUGCCAUCGAUCAGGGUCACUCUGUUUGGAGAGAACGAGAACAGGAAGUUCCGCGACUGAGAGCUCGCGGCUAUUGCUGAAAGUGGGACUUUGGUCGGGGAGCGUAUCUACCGGAUGAAGAUACUCCAGCACGCACAGCGGAGCGCUUGAAGGUGCAGCGAUGGUUCAUUUCCUUUAGAUCCACGGCCGUCGAGGACCAUAUUUGCGCGUGGGGUGUCGUCCACGUUCUGGGGAAGCUUGUAGAAUACUCGGAGGAUUUGCGGACAUCCUCUGUGCAACCUGUUACACAUCUGUCGACAAUUAAGCGUCAAACAUCUUACGAGUCCGGCUGAAGCAAGGCGCGUCACUUAGAAAAGAAACUAACUGACAGCUGCAGUAUUGGUCGCUAGUGCC